UUGAUUCUGCCUCCUGAACCCAUCUCAUAUCUGUCCACCUCUCGCCACCCUCAUUGCCAUUUGCCAGGCCAGGCUACCAUUAUCUCGUGCUUAGUUUACUGCAACAGCCUCUCAGCUUAUUUCCCUGCCUCACUUCAACACAUUUCCCGCUACUGCAGCCAGAAAGUGCUUGCUGGAAUUAAAUCUGAUUGUGGGGCUCCCUUCAUUCAUCCCUCACUGCCCUUGGGACAGAAACCAGACCCCCUCACAUGGCUGGUCUGGCCCUGUCUUUCUCACCAGCCCCAUCUCUUUUCACAACCUCCUUGCAGCUCUUUCCAUUUUGAAAACAUAUGUUUUCUCAUGCCACUGGGCCUUUGCACAUGUUCUUUCUUCUGCCUUCAACACACCCUUUCUUGCUACCCUUGGCUUACUUCUACUCUCUCCAAGGUCCCAGUUGGGACCCUGCUUCCUCCAGGAAUCCUUCCUUAGGAUGCCAAGCCUCAUUAGGUCCCAUGCCUCUCCUCUUGGGGCUCAUUCACAUAUCUGCCUCCUCCACUGUGCUGUACUACAAGUCCUGGAAGACCAGGGCCAUGUUCGGAGGGUUUUCAUUGCUUCCUACUGCCUUGCACAAAGAAGAUGCUCAAUAAAUACUUGCUAAAUGGAAUUCAGUAUAAAUGUAAGUUGUCAUAUUAUGGUUUGAUUUAUUGAACUAUGCCUGAAUUAUAAAUUUACCUCAAUUGUUUUCUCAGUGGCGUCAUUACACAUCAAGCUUAAAAUUGGAUGUACAGGCAAAGAAGAAUAGUCAUUAUUAGGGCAGCUAGUAUUUGCUGAGAGCUCGGUUUGUGCCAAGCACUGUUCUAAGUGCUUUACAGUAUUAACUCAUUUAAUUACCACAACUCUAUGAGGUAGAUAUUUUUAUUAUCCCUGUUUUAUAGAUGGAGAAACUGAGUUUUGCAGAGAUUAAAGGAUGUACCUUUUACACAGCUAGUAAGUGGUGGCAUCAGGCUUGAAGCCACGCAUGCAUUGUGGAAUGUUAUUAACUCUUUCAGAAGGACAGUAAGUAGGACUGAACAUGAGAUGCUCACAGGGCUGAAGAUGGUAAGUCCCCCAGCGGAAGACAGUGCAGCGCGCUCACAACUUUAAGCUCCGAGGCCAAGCGGAAGCGCUUAAUCCAGAAUUUAAAACUCUGAAGAGCAUCAGUUUCAUUUGCAUAUUCACUUUUUUCAGCCAGCAAACUCAGUUAUGAGAGGUAUGAUUGCUAGUGGUUAGGAAGGAGACUUCUCCUAGUCUGAAAUCUUGGUUCUGCUGUGUGACCUAACAGGUGUUGCUUGCAGUCUCUGUGCCUCAGUCUCUUCAUCUGGAAAAUGGGGAUAGUAAUAGUAGUAUUUACUUCAUAGUGUUGUGGUGAUAACUGAAUGGUGCCUAAAAAAAUUGACUAUUAAAAAAAAAAGAAUGGUGCCUAGCACAUGGUAAUUGCUUGUAAACAUUGUCCUCAUUAUUUGUUUAUCCAUCCUUUAGUCAGUGGUUUUGAACACAGUCCUUCCUACACCGUCCCAUUGAACCACUUCUUGGGCACAGAUGAGCUCCCGUGUUUUAUUUAAUUAUUCUUUCCACAGAUAUUGAGGGGUUUUGAGUGUGACCUCCUUUUCAGUGCUACCUCUUUUCAGUGCUGUCGUCUCGACCUGUGCCUCGGAUUCCCUUCCACAAGACCCUUUCUCACACCUUGCCAAUGGACCUUGUUGGUUUUGGUUAUGCAGCCCUUGUGACAUUCGGAAGUAUUGUGGGAUAUAAGCGGAGAGGUGGUGUUCCCUCUUUGAUUGCUGGUCUUUUUGUUGGAUUUUUGGCUGGCUAUGGAGCUUACCGUGUCUCCAACGACAGACGAGAUGUAAAAGUGUCUCUGUUUACAGCUUUCUUUCUGGCCACCAUAAUGGGGGUGCGCUUUAAGAGAUCCAAAAAAAUCAUGCCAGCUGGGUUGAUGGCAGGCUUAAGCCUCAUGAUGAUCCUGAGACUUGUCUUACUGCUGCUCUGAGAAUCCGGAGGAACUGAAAACUAAACCGGUGUCAUUCCACACUAACGGGCAGAGCAUACUCCUGGAAGUCAGAAGAUAAAUUUCAAUAUGGAAUGUUAAGUGUCUUAUUUAAUAUUAGAAACAAAAGGAACCCUGUCACCUCCGAUAUGAACACUAGUCCGAGGUGGUGUGUGUUUUUUGUGUGUGUUUUUAAAGAAAACUUUGUUUUCUAAUUGUCAGGUACUGUUUUCAUUAAAGAUACUUAAUAAACUGGGAUACACUUUUUCA
Miniopterus natalensis is the source of this 2275-nucleotide messenger RNA. NCBI's taxonomy places the organism in Eukaryota, Metazoa, Chordata, Mammalia, Chiroptera, Miniopteridae. The record is from RefSeq and is a predicted model, not a curated record.